Calypte anna (Anna's hummingbird) is the source of this 1163-nucleotide messenger RNA. RefSeq names its product ribonuclease P/MRP subunit p38 (gene RPP38). Gene Ontology annotation, molecular function: ribonuclease P activity; ribonuclease P RNA binding. The coding region runs from base 140 to 988 and encodes 282 amino acids. Lineage: Eukaryota; Metazoa; Chordata; Aves; Apodiformes; Trochilidae. The record is from RefSeq and is a predicted model, not a curated record. The transcript has 2 exons. Gene Ontology annotation, cellular component: fibrillar center; nucleolar ribonuclease P complex; ribonuclease MRP complex. Gene Ontology annotation, biological process: tRNA 5'-leader removal.
GGCCGAGGCGCGGGUCGGGAGGCGCUGAGGGGCGGAGCGGGGCAUCGGCACCGAGCUGCUGCGGCCGACGGCGUGGGAGUGGGGCGGCCGGCGGAGGCCGCGGCCUAGCUAGGGUGGCAAAACACAAAGGAACCUCAGGAUGUCUGUAAUUCAGAAAGGGACAGCCACGCUUCGUAAAGCGAAGAAAAUCACCGUAAAAACGUGUCUAGAUAACCCCUUUGGUUUUCAGUGGAAAACCAUCGAUGGAGAAGAUAUGCAUUUCAUCCUGCAGACUUUAGAAGAAAGGAUUAAGAAUAUUGGACUUAAAAAGAUUGAGACUCAAAGAAGGAAAAAACGUUCCCUUACAAAAAACCAAACAGAAAGUGUGUGUGAUGCUAGCACCAAUGAGCUCCCUACAGAAGAAACAGAAGGCCAUCAACAAAAACCAGGAUGGACUGACAUAAGUAUCAGAAGACAGCUUGCUAUUGGUGUUAACGAAGUUACAAAAGCCUUGGAAAAAAACGAACUACUUCUCUUGCUGGUGUGCAAGUCUGCAAAACCUCCCAUGAUCACAUCACAUCUUAUUCAGCUGAGUGCAAGUCGAGCCACACCAGCAGGGCAAGUUCCCCGUCUCAGUGAAACAGUUGCACCACUUCUUGGCUUAACAUCUAUUUUAGCAUUAGGCUUUAGAAAGCAGUCUGAUAAAUUUACUGAAGCAAUAGAAGCCAUAAUUCCAAAGAUACCAGCUUUGGAAGUGCCGUGGUUUCAGUACAGAACCGAGGACUUGGUGGCUCAUGCAGAAACAGAUUGUUCAGAAAGCGAGGAAGAUGAGCAGCUUGCAGAGGCACCGGGGGAUGAGCUCACAAGCCAGAAGCGGAAGCGUAUGGAAAGCAAUCAGCUCGAUCUCUCACAUGUAAUUCUGCAGCCUUUGAAAAUCAAGAAACUUGUUCCAAAUCCAAAUAAGAUCAAGAAGCCACCUCGCAAAAAGAAGAAAGCUUUCUCAGCAUAACUGAUUCAGUUUGAUUAUUCAUAUUAAACUGUUGUGGUUUUUUUUUUUAGUGCAGUAUAGAGUACAGCUCUAGCUGAACUAUCUGUAAGGCUUUACAAUGUAAAGCACUUGUAUUCAAGGUGAAUUUUGUGUUGCAUUCAGUCAAGGUACUUUCUGCUUCAAUAAAGAAUAUUCC